UAUAAACAAAAUAACUUUGUCAUCAUGCUUAUAAUAGAAUAGAAAACAUAAUCAUUUUAUCAAAGGCGUAGAAAAUUUUAUUCCUAUAUAUUGACUUGAUAUUAUUUAUAAAAAGUUACCUCCAAUUGUUGAAUUAAUUAUGUCUAAAAAUCUAUAUUUUUCAAAAAAGAUUCAAAUGCUAGAUGAGAAGAUUAGUUCUUGCAUAAAUGAUAUAUCAGUGAUUUUUGGUGGCCUUGAAGAUCUUGAUAGGCAAUUAAAUACCAUAAGUACAGAUGAAAUAUAUACAGAAGAACUAUGUGAUAUGCUUCAAAAAUUGGUCAUACACUUAUCACAGUCACCUGGAAUAGCUGAAUUAAUCUUGCCUCACCUCGGAGAAAUACAAAAGCAAAAUAAUAUCAGUUUGCUGAAAACAACAACUGUAGAUAAUGUAGAGAAAACAUGCUCAUCUGUAAAUAGUUUAUAUGAUAAAAUAAAUGUAAUGUGGGAAAGAAUAUGUUAUUAUUUAGAGAAAUACUCUGUAUCUUUUGUCCUGGAUAAUUAUGUGCCUUUAGCAUCAUUACACAGCCAUUUCAAUCUCUGUUUACUAAAAAAUCAUGUAAUCAAUUUGCAGCAUAUGUUUGUUCCAAAAUUAGUCUGGGAAAGAUAUAAAGAUUACCGUUUCCAUUACUUUGAAAGUUACAGUUGUCUUUGCCCUGUGUCUGGAUCUUGUUUUGGUUGUUGCUUGAGACUUUGCAUCCAGUGCUUGUAUGAAGAUGAAUUUUUAACUUAUAUUGGAUGUUUCCAUCCUUUUAUAGUUACUCAAUCAAAUAUAUUGGAAAUUUAUAUUGAUGUGAUCAAUAAAAAGUUUCAUAGGCUUUUAAAUUUACUUGAUGAGUGCAUGGGUAAAAAGAAAGAUUUCACUGAAGAAAUAAUCUCCAUUUUACAUACAUCUCAUUUAUCUCAUGAUAAGCAUGCUAAAACUUGUUUUGAUUGCUUUAUGCAAAACAAAAUAGAUUCAGAAAUUGAAGCUGCACUUUACUGUGUUCAGAGCAAUUAUGGUACUGAGAGUGUUUGGAAAUCAGUUUUUGUUAGCUCUGUUAUCAAAGUUAUAGAAGCAAUUUUGAUCUUUGAAGAUAAAAUAAAUAUCCUAUUUCACAAAAAAGAAACUAUGUAUCAUGCUCAUAUGGAUGAAAUUUCUGUUUUGCUGGAAGGAUCAAAGCUGAUUCUAGCAACUGAUAGUCCAGAGCAAUCUCCAUUUUCCAGACCACAAAGUAAGAAAAUCUUCGAAAAACAUGUAUCUUUGAUGGAGGGUGAAAAGAUCUUUUUUCUGUGGAAUUGGAGACAGAAUAUAGUUGAAAAAGGGUAUUUGAGCUAUCUCCAGAGAUCAUUACAAAAUGAUGUGGAAACUAUUGUGAAAGUGCAUAUUGAAAAGGAAAAAACAAUUUUAAAGCAUCAACAAUGGAGAGAUCUUCUAAUCUCUGACAAAACAAUACAGUAUGAAUCAGAAUCUGUGAAGACUGCAACUUUACUUCAAAGUACUUUCAAUACCAUAAAGACUUUGGAGAAAUAUUUACCUGUACUACAUACAUCUUGUGAUUCAUUUCUUUCCUUUAAAUCAUCUUUUUACCAUACACUGGAAUCUUAUGUUAUUAAUCUUGUACAGCAUUUGAAGGAAAUAGCAGGGUACACAGAUAACACUUGCAUAAUUUUUUAUGAAUAUAUUUCUAUAAACAAUGCUGUGUUCCUAAAGGAUAAGCUUCAUGGCUAUUGUGAAAUUUUAAAAGGAUCAGUCUGUGAAUCACAGAACAAUAUAUGCCAUUUUCUGGACCAAUUAACCGAUGAAUUAAUAGAAUCAGCAGUUCUUCGUCACUUCAAAUAUGUUUCAUGCAGCAUUUUAUUUGAUGCUGACAGCUACAAUUUUAUUGAUUCUAAACCAUUUUUUGAGGGUGAGCGUAUUUCUUACAGCAUACAGAUGUGGAAUUUAUACAUGGAAGGACUUAUUCAUGACAUAAACUUUUUUUUGCCUCAAAAUUGUGCUCAGAAAUUGUAUGUGAAGGUUUUAAGUUCCUCCCUGGAAAACUUUCUUAUGCGAUACUCCUCAGCCACUCCAAGUGAAUUUCGAACACCACAAGUAAUGUGUGAUCUCUAUGUGCUUCUGUUAUGUUCAAGUGAACUUCUAUGGCCAGCAUGCACUUCUGCUUUUGAGUAUAUGGGAAGAAAGCAAGAAAUGGUUGAAAAUGCAAUCACUUCCUGCAUCAAUAAAAUUCACAGCUCCUGUUGCUUCCUACUUACAGUUCUAGUUGUCUUAAGUGCUCCCAUUAAUGAGCUUUUUAAAAUCUUCAAAAAUGGUUUCCCUCAGCCUCGACUUUCUCUUCGCACAAAAUAUGAAUCUGUGUCUCCCUGGUUACCAUGGAUACGACGUGAAAUGUUUUCAGAAUUCUAUCAGAGACAGAUUGUAUCAAAUGUAUCUGUUUGGCUUUCGGUUAAAGCUUGUACAGCAUGGAAUUUACCAAAUCCAUCUGCAGUUAUUCAUGCAUUUACGGAUCACAACUGUACUUUAUCCAUCUUAUUGAUGAUGCAGGCUGCAUGUCCCUCCCUCGCACUCCAUAAAGAUUCGCAUACUCUGAAUGAAGCUGCAAAAGUUAAAUUGGCCUUUUCUUUAUUAAAAUUACUAAUUUGCUAUGAUAAUCACAUUCAUCUACAAGAUAUUCUACUUCCAGUAAUAGAAAAGACUAAUGGUUGGCAAGAAUUUGAUUCAACCUCUAUUAACAAGCCAUUAUAUGAGAGGUCAUGGUGGUAUAAAGGUCUUGUGAAAACUUUGCGUCCAUAUUUGGUAGGAGUUCUUGAAGAAGUAAUUCCAUUUUGGUUGGACAUUUCAAAAAAGUGCAAUGAUCCAACAACUAUAAAAUCUUUCAAUACCUUGAAGAGCAGCUUAAAGAACCAUGUUAUUUGUGUUUGUGAUAAAGAUCCACUAAAUUCCAUGCAAGAUGAAUUUGAACCUACAGAUGAAAUAAUUUCAUUUGUAUGUUUACGAAAAUUUUUAGAAAGUAUGCAUAGAAAUAUCAUUUUACUGCCAGAAGCUUUGAAAUUAUUCUUUUUGACUCUUGAUUUGCAUAUCUCAAAUUAUGUACCUGAGAUACAUUUAGUACAUCAAUCAUUACCUUUGCAGAUUCUGAUUUCAUCUGCUAUUGAUUUUCUUCGAAAUGAAAAAUUUAUUAGCAGUAUAAUGGACAACAUUAGAAAAAUGGCUAUAUUAACAACAAAUGCCUUGGAAACGCUGUUUUGUGAAAAGGAUUUUUUAUUUCUCAAUGAGAAUUAUACAAAAUUAGUGACAAUGUUGUUAUCAUCAAUUCAUGCAAAUUUUAAAGAUUUAAGGAAAAAGUUAGAGAAGACUUCUGAAACUGUGCACAUACAAGACAUUAGAGAUGAAAUUCUAGAAAUAACCGUUCACAAACUUUUACAAUCACCAGGAGGAAAUGACAUCAUUCUGUACUUACACCAGAUUCUGAAGCAAAAUGAAAAAUGGAUCCAGAAAAGCCUUGGUGUUCCUGGAAUGUUGUCUUCGGAUAUGGUAAAGAAUCCAUUAAGUCCCUCUCCUUUGUUAAAUGAAUAUUCUAAGAAUCAAGAGAUAGAAGAUAAGGAAAAAAAUGUUGUACCUCUUAAAGAAACAAAGCAGCACUCUCAAGUUUUUGCUGAUGCUAUACAUACUAGCAGUCAAGGUGCAUCCUGUAAUUCCGAACGAAAGCAAGAAACAAGAAAUUCACCGAGAAAUCUGUAUGUCUCAGAUUUUGAAGAAACUGUUACUGUCCUGAAUUUGGAAGUAACUGACAGCAUUCCUGUAUCAGAGUUUCAUUUCAACCCUUUAGAUUGUUUUGAUCAACUAGGAGAGAGUACAUUUAAACAGAUUGUGUCAGAAUUGCCACCACUGCACUGGGAAGCUAUUUUAAGUCAUCUGCCCAUUCUAGGAUUAACAGAAAUGAACUUUUGUACUAUUCUGUCACACAGAUGGGAUAUUUGCAACAAAGAGUUCUUAACACCUGAGGAGUCUGCGUAUGUGGAUGAGCUAAAAGCUAUAUACAAAAUAGCAUAGUUGUUUCUUCAUACAUUUAUAUUUAAACAAUAUAAAACAAUAUAUCAAGUAUUUGGUGCAAAAUUUCAAACAAAGUAAAAUUACAUCAAUAUAAAACAAUUAAUUAUAGCAAAUUACUUUUAUUUUUCUGUACAUAUUUUACAUUCUAAA
Argiope bruennichi is the source of this 4219-nucleotide messenger RNA. RefSeq lists its product as uncharacterized. The coding region runs from base 140 to 4069 and encodes 1309 amino acids. The record is from RefSeq and is a predicted model, not a curated record. The transcript has 18 exons. Lineage: Eukaryota; Metazoa; Arthropoda; Arachnida; Araneae; Araneidae.